Acanthaster planci (crown-of-thorns starfish) is the source of this 1819-nucleotide messenger RNA. RefSeq names its product proteasome 26S subunit, ATPase 2 (gene psmc2). Gene Ontology annotation, molecular function: ATP binding; ATP hydrolysis activity. The record is from RefSeq and is a predicted model, not a curated record. Lineage: Eukaryota; Metazoa; Echinodermata; Asteroidea; Valvatida; Acanthasteridae.
AGUUCUUAAUUUAAACGUCACCAUGCCGGACCAUUUAGGAAAUGACAUGCGAAAGGUGAAGAAUGAAGAGGAAAAGGAAGAUAAGCCAAUUCAAGCGUUGGACGAAGGAGAUAUUGCACUUCUGAAGACAUAUGGGGCAGGACCAUACACGUCCCUCAUCAAAACGGUCGAGGAGGACAUCCAGAAUGCGAUGAAGAAAGUCAAUGAACUCACAGGUAUCAAAGAAUCGGACACGGGUCUAGCCAAUCCAGCGCUGUGGGACCUCCAGGCAGACAAGCAGACCCUGCAGAGUGAACAGCCGCUGCAGGUGGCGCGGUGCACCAAAAUCAUCAACGCCGACAGCGAAGACGCCAAGUACAUCAUCAACGUCAAACAGUUUGCCAAGUUUGUGGUGGAUCUCCAUGACAACGUGGCACCCACCGAUAUUGAGGAGGGCAUGAGAGUUGGGGUUGACAGAAAUAAAUAUCAGAUUCACAUCCCUCUACCUCCGAAGAUCGACCCGACGGUGACAAUGAUGCAGGUCGAGGAAAAGCCGGACGUGACGUAUUCCGACAUCGGAGGCUGUAAAGAGCAGAUUGAGAAGCUGAGGGAGGUUGUGGAGACACCUCUCCUACAUCCGGAGAAGUUUGUGAACCUGGGCAUUGAGCCCCCCAAGGGUGUCCUGCUCUAUGGCCCUCCAGGCACCGGCAAGACCCUGUGCGCCAGGGCGGUGGCCAACCGGACGGACGCCUGCUUCAUCAGGGUCAUUGGAUCGGAGCUUGUCCAGAAAUACGUCGGGGAGGGAGCCAGGAUGGUGCGUGAGCUCUUCGAGAUGGCCCGCACCAAAAAGGCCUGCCUCAUCUUCUUCGACGAGAUUGACGCCAUCGGAGGUGCCCGGUUCGACGACGGGGCCGGGGGUGACAACGAGGUCCAGCGCACCAUGCUGGAGCUGAUCAACCAGCUGGACGGCUUUGACCCCCGGGGCAACAUCAAGGUGCUGAUGGCCACCAACCGGCCCGACACCCUAGACCCGGCCCUGGUCCGGCCGGGCCGGCUGGACCGCAAGGUGGAGUUCGGGCUUCCAGACUUGGAGGGGCGGACCCACAUUUUCAAGAUCCACGCCCGCUCCAUGAGCGUGGAGAGAGACAUCCGCUACGAGCUGCUAGCAAGACUCUGCCCCAACUGCACAGGCGCUGAAAUCCGCAGCGUCUGCACGGAGGCCGGCAUGUUUGCCAUCCGGGCCCGGAGAAAGGUGGCCUCGGAGAAGGACUUCCGGGAAGCCAUCAACAAGGUCAUCAAGGCCUACGCCAAGUUUAGUUCCACACCACGCUACAUGACGUACAACUAGGCUAGUGUGCUCCUCCCAAGAAGAUAACUUUUUUCAAUGUUUUUUUAUUUUUAAUUUGAGUUACUGUGUGUGAAGUUUCAGUGGUCGUUGCUUUCCAGUUUGCUUAUUUGACACCACAAAACAAUGUUGCUCAAGUUGGCGUCAGUUCACUCAAACUCACAUUUGAAAUAAUGCACUCAUAAUCACAGCUGCUUUCGGUGAAUAAUUUGGCUGAUAAAAAAAAAACAAUUAGCAAAGGUAGGUUUCCAGCCAUUAUUACGGAUGUUAUAACUUAUUCUCACUUCCCAGACAAUUCUUGGCCAUUUAACUUUGAAGGAUUUUUCUCUGAUUUCUUCAGCCCCACGUGACUGGUCCUUAGCCACGUUUUCUCUGUGGCGUGGAAUAGUAUCAAAUUCUUUUGCAUUUUUCCCCAAGACAUAUUUAAAAAGUGAACACUUCAUUGUCACUCUUAACUGUUGGUAAUAAACCAGAGUUCAUGUAUGCCCAAAUGCA